This is a messenger RNA of Vigna angularis (adzuki bean), 2414 nucleotides long. RefSeq names its product probable pectin methyltransferase QUA3. The record is from RefSeq and is a predicted model, not a curated record. Gene Ontology annotation, molecular function: methyltransferase activity. Bases 337 to 2115 code for a protein of 592 amino acids. NCBI's taxonomy places the organism in Eukaryota, Viridiplantae, Streptophyta, Magnoliopsida, Fabales, Fabaceae. The transcript is spliced from 7 exons. Gene Ontology annotation, cellular component: cytoplasm; trans-Golgi network; endosome.
UAAAUGGUUAAAAAAUCAGAAAUGCUGAACAAUAUCACAUCUGAUCCUUCUUCUUUCCUUCAACACUCUUUCUCCUUCUCACUCUUCUCACUCGUUCAACUUGUUUCUACCAGCACUUUCUCAUCAAAGCAACAAGGAAGAAAGGAAGUUACUUCACUUUUCUGUAAACCUUUCACUCUCUUCAUUCCAUCAGAGAGCAAAACCUGAGAAAUAAAAUAAAAGCACCCCAUUAAGCAAGCCAAGCAACCCAUCACGAUUCCAACAUAAAGCACCGAUUUUUACCGCCGAAACCCGACACCCAGAUGAAGAUUUGAUUCGAUCCGUCAUUUUCCUCAAAUGGGUCACUCCAAUUCUUCGUCGCCAUCGAAGCGCGGCCACGUGCGGCAGUGGCGGCUCCUGGACCUCGUCACCGGCGUGUUCUUCUUCCUUGUAGUGCUCUUCUUCGUCAUGGUCUUUACCCCGUUGGGCGAUUCGCUCGCCGCCUCUGGCCGCCAGACGCUGCUCCUCUCUGGUGCUGACUCCCGUCACCGCCACCAGCUAGUGGAGGCGGUCGAGACAGCUGGGCGGGGCGUGGAGGCGUGCCCCGCCGAUACGGCUGAUUACAUGCCGUGCGAAGAUCCAAGGCUGAACAGCCAGCUGAGCAGGGAGAUGAACUACUACAGGGAGAGGCAUUGUCCCAGGCUGGAAGAGUCGCCACUCUGCUUGAUUCCGCCGCCGAACGGUUACCGGGUGCCGGUGCCGUGGCCGGAGAGCUUGCACAAGAUAUGGCACAGCAACAUGCCAUACAACAAGAUUGCUGACAGGAAAGGUCACCAGGGAUGGAUGAAACUAGAAGGUCAACACUUUAUAUUCCCUGGUGGUGGUACAAUGUUUCCAGAUGGAGCAGAGCAAUAUAUUGAAAAACUUGGUCAGUACAUUCCAAUAAGUGGAGGUGUUCUGAGGACUUCCCUUGACAUGGGGUGUGGGGUUGCUAGUUUUGGAGGAUUUAUGCUAUCUCACAAUAUUUUGACCAUGUCUUUUGCUCCAAGAGAUUCUCAUAAAGCUCAAAUACAAUUUGCUUUGGAAAGAGGAAUACCGGCUUUUGUUGCUAUGCUUGGUACUAGAAGACUCCCAUUUCCUGCAUUUGGAUUUGACUUAGUUCAUUGCUCUAGGUGUUUGAUCCCAUUUACAGCCUACAAUGCCUCUUAUUUCAUUGAAGUGGACAGAUUGCUCCGCCCUGGUGGAUAUUUAGUUAUUUCUGGCCCCCCUGUUCAGUGGCAUAAACAAGAUAAAGAAUGGUCUGAUCUCCAGGCUGUGGCAAGAAUCUUGUGUUAUGAACUGAUUGCUGUAGAUGGUAACACUGUGAUCUGGAAGAAGCCUGCAGGAGAAACAUGUCUUCCUAAUGAAAAUGAAUUUGGUCUUCAGUUAUGUGAUGAAUCAGAUGACCCAAGUCAAGCUUGGUACUUCAAAUUGAAGAAAUGUGUCAGUAGGACAUCUGUAAAAGGAGAUUAUGCUAUAGGGGUAAUUCCCAAGUGGCCGGAGAGGUUAACUGCAACACCUCCAAGAUCCACCCUCCUGAAGAAUGGUGUUGAUUUGUUUGAGGCUGACACUAAGAGAUGGGUAAGGAGGGUGGCUCACUAUAAGAAUUAUCUAAAAACCAAGUUGGGCACUCAAUUUGUACGCAAUGUCAUGGACAUGAAUGCAUUAUUUGGGGGUUUUGCUGCUGCCUUAAAAUCUGAUCCGGUGUGGGUGAUGAAUGUAGUUCCUGCUGAAAAGCCACCCACUCUUGAUGUUAUCUUUGACAGAGGUCUUAUUGGAGUCUAUCAUGACUGGUGUGAACCAUUUUCAACAUACCCUCGUAGCUAUGAUCUAAUCCACGUAGCCAGCAUUGAAUCCCUUAUAAAAGAUCCAGCUUCUGGUAAAAACAGAUGUAGUCUUGUUGAUUUGAUGGUAGAAAUUGAUCGAAUGUUGCGUCCAGAGGGAACUGUGGUGGUAAGGGAUGCCCCUGAAGUGAUCGACAAAGUAGCUCGCAUCGCCGGAGCAGUGCGGUGGAAGCCUACCAUUUAUGAUAAAGAACCCGAAUCACACGGCAGAGAGAAGAUUCUAGUUGCAACCAAGACUUUAUGGCAGCUCUAAGUCACAUCCCAUUCACACAGCUCUGUAAUUUAGGUAACUUCCCGUUUUCCAUCAUGUGGAGGGUGAAGGUAUGCAUCAAAGAGAUGCUGUUUUCUGACUCUCAAUAUUCUCAUACAAAGAACAUACUCAGGUAAGAUUUCAAAGAGAUGGAAAGACCCUUGUGCAGUUUUUGCAUGGAGAAUGCAAUACAGUGUUCAUUACAUUUUCUCUAAACUUUAAGGAUGUCAAAUGUAAUUCAAAACGUCUUUUUUAUUGUAAACAUAUUAUCAUUGAUUAUAAUUCAGCUACAUUUCACCCUC